Molecule: messenger RNA, 855 nt
Organism: Nomia melanderi (Alkali bee)
Lineage: Eukaryota; Metazoa; Arthropoda; Insecta; Hymenoptera; Halictidae
Gene: IscU
Product: Iron-sulfur cluster assembly enzyme
Biological process (GO): iron-sulfur cluster assembly
Molecular function (GO): iron-sulfur cluster binding; iron ion binding
Source: RefSeq, a predicted model, not a curated record
CGUAGAGGGCUCGAUAGUUCAGGAUAAACUGAAUUGUUAGUGGAGUAAAUACUUAUUGCGCAGAGUGUCGAAUUAGUCUUUCCGGGUGACCGAUGUUAAAGUAAAUACAAUGUCUUUGCUACGCUCGUUGCCCGCGAUUAACAAAACUUCGAAAUUAAUAUCUCGAAGCGUGCCAGCUGUUUUUUACCACCCCAAUGUAUUGGAUCAUUAUGAGAAUCCAAGGAACGUGGGUUCCUUAGACAAAAAUGAUUCGCAAGUUGGUACAGGGUUGGUAGGUGCACCAGCUUGUGGAGAUGUGAUGAAACUUCAGAUUAAAGUCGACAGCGAUGGAAAGAUCAUUGAUGCAAAAUUCAAAACAUUUGGUUGUGGUUCUGCCAUUGCCUCAAGCUCAUUAGCAACAGAAUGGGUCAAAGGAAAGACUGUUGAUGAAGCUCUAAAAUUAAAAAACACUGAUAUUGCUAAGGAAUUAUGCUUACCACCCGUCAAGCUACACUGUUCAAUGCUUGCAGAAGAUGCAAUUAAGGCAGCAUUGUCAGAUUAUCGUAUAAAACAACAGGCAAAGUCAAAAGAAAACGAAAGCAAUGAUAGUACUCCAAAAGAAACAUGAUUCUGAUGUAUUCCAGAUGAUAAACUUACUAGUAUUGUUUAAUAUAAUACUUGUGGCUACUAUAGUCAUCUUGUAGUAGUAGCUAUUAUCUAUAUCUACAAACAAUAGAAUCUUCACAAAUUAUGAACUGUGAUCAGAGUAAAAGAGAUAUUGUAUCUCAGUACACGUUUAAAGUUCCAUUAUAGACAUAUUUAGCUGUGCUAUAUUUUCUUUUAUGAAAGCAAAUAAAUAUAUUUAACUAAACCCUA